CACGGCAAGCUGGACUGUGACUGAUUCAGGAGCAGGGUUGGGACCAAUGGGUUCCAGGGAGCCUCAUUUAGAGAUCCGCUAGACAUCUAAGUAGAAGACUUCCUGUGCACCACCACCGUUGCCCUCCAUCCCCCAAUGGGAGGUCCCCUGAGAGCCUCAGGUCCCGAGAUUCUGCUCAAGCCAGCUGCUGCUGCCCAGGGAGUGUGACUGGAAGCUGCGGAGGGCAGGAGCUAAGCAGCGCAGGUGAGCUCUCCUGAGGACCUCUUCGUCAGCUCCCCUGAUUGUAGGGAGGAUCCAGGGUGGCAGGAAACUCCUCCAGCCCAGCAAGGAGCUCAGGAUGUUCCUGAAGGCCGUGGUCCUGACCCUGGCCCUGGUGGCUGUCACCGGAGCCCGGGCUGAGGUCAGUGCUGACCAGGUGGCCACGGUGAUGUGGGACUACUUCAGCCAGCUGAGCAGCAAUGCCAAGGAGGCCGUGGAACAUCUCCAGAAAUCUGAACUCACCCAGCAACUCAAUGCCCUCUUCCAGGACAAACUUGGAGAAGUGAACACUUACGCAGGUGACCUGCAGAAGAAGCUGGUGCCCUUCGCCACCGAGCUGCAUGAACGCCUGGCCAAGGACUCGGAGAAACUGAAGGAGGAGAUUCGGAAGGAGCUGGAGGAGGUGAGGGCCCGGCUGCUGCCCCAUGCCAAUGAGGUGAGCCAGAAGAUCGGGGAAAAUGUGCGAGAGCUGCAGCAGCGCCUGGAGCCCUACACGGACCAGCUGCGCACCCAGGUCAACACGCAGACUGAGCAGCUGCGGCGCCAGCUGACCCCCUACGCACAGCGCAUGGAGAGAGUGCUGCGGGAGAACGCCGACAGCCUGCAGACCUCGCUGAGGCCCCACGCAGACCAGCUCAAGGCCAAGAUCGACCAGAACGUGGAGGAGCUCAAGGAGCGCCUCACGCCCUACGCCGACGAGUUCAAAGUCAAGAUCGACCAGACCGUGGAGGAGCUGCGCCGCAGCCUGGCUCCCUAUGCUCAGGACGCACAGGAGAAGCUCAACCACCAGCUCGAGGGCCUGGCCUUCCAGAUGAAGAAGAACGCAGAGGAGCUCAAGGCCAGGAUCUCGGCCAGUGCGGAGGAGCUGCGGCAGAGGCUGGCGCCCUUGGCCGAGGACGUGCGUGGCAACCUGAGAGGCAACACCGAGGGGCUGCAGAAGUCGCUGGCAGAGCUGGGCGGGCACUUGGACCGGCAUGUGGAGGAGUUCCGGCUCCGGGUGGAGCCCUACGGGGAGAACUUCAACAAAGCUCUGGUGCAGCAGAUGGAACAGCUCAGGCAGAAGCUGGGCCCCCAUGCGGGGGACGUGGAAGGCCACUUGAGCUUCCUGGAGAAGGACCUGAGGGACAAGGUCAACUCCUUCUUCAGCACCUUCAAGGAGAAAGAGAGCCAGGACAACACCCUGUCCCUCCCGGAGCCCGAGCAGCAGCAGGAGCAGGAGCAGCAGCAGGAGCAGCAGGAGGAGCAGCAGGAGCAGGAGCAGCAGCAGGAGCAGCAGGAGGAGCAGCAGCAGGAGCAGCAGGAGGAGCAGCAGCAGGAGCAGCAGCAGGAGCAGGUGGAGAUGCUGGCCCCUUUGGAGAGCUGAGCUGCCCCUGGUGCACUGACCCCACCCUCGCAGACACCUGCCCUGCCCUGCCACCUGUCUGUCUGUCUGUCCCAAAGCAGUUCUGGUAUGAACUUGAGGACACAUGUCCAGUGAGAGGUGACACCACCUCUCGAUAUUCAAUAAAGCUGCUGAGAAUCUAGCCUCAACUGGUUGCCAGAUGACUCCUCCUUGCAGCUGGAGAGGUGGGGAGGUAACCAUGACGGGGCAGAGCUUAGCAGCGGCCUGGCAGGAGACACCCAGGAUUGGGGAGAUGAGACUGCAGGAGAGGUAAGGGCAGGGUGUGCUGGAGGCGAGUGUA
Cercocebus atys (sooty mangabey) is the source of this 1940-nucleotide messenger RNA. RefSeq names its product apolipoprotein A-IV (gene APOA4). The transcript has 5 exons. Gene Ontology annotation, molecular function: phosphatidylcholine-sterol O-acyltransferase activator activity; phospholipid binding; cholesterol binding. Gene Ontology annotation, cellular component: extracellular region; high-density lipoprotein particle; chylomicron. Bases 338 to 1621 code for a protein of 427 amino acids. Gene Ontology annotation, biological process: reverse cholesterol transport; phospholipid efflux; high-density lipoprotein particle assembly. The record is from RefSeq and is a predicted model, not a curated record. Lineage: Eukaryota; Metazoa; Chordata; Mammalia; Primates; Cercopithecidae.